Ailuropoda melanoleuca (giant panda) is the source of this 3094-nucleotide messenger RNA. It is a transcript of the gene BCL2L15, whose product is annotated as BCL2 like 15. Gene Ontology annotation, biological process: regulation of apoptotic process. The record is from RefSeq and is a predicted model, not a curated record. Bases 184 to 675 code for a protein of 163 amino acids. NCBI's taxonomy places the organism in Eukaryota, Metazoa, Chordata, Mammalia, Carnivora, Ursidae. Gene Ontology annotation, cellular component: nucleus; cytosol. The transcript is spliced from 5 exons.
GUGAGGAGGCUUUCGAGAGAGGGAAGUAAAUUGUUGUGGCCAGAGCAGCAGAAGCAGCAAGUGAUGGUGAAGACAUUGUGGCUUCAUUCUUCAGUACUAACUGGGAGAUAGCACUGGGACCGCAAGAGUGAAAGAAAACUGCUUGUUUUGUGGAAAAGCAAAACUCUGCAGCAAACAUCUAAAAUGAAGAGGCCCCGAACUUUUGAGGAGCAAACGGAAUGCAUCGUGGACACUUUACUCACAGACUUCCUGGGCACCACAAUGCAGGUUGCUGACCGGGACCUAUAUUGUGGAGACGAACCAGAUUCAGGAGAGUCUUGCUCUUUUGACGUGGCCAUCAUUGCUGGUCGCCUUCGGAUGUUGGGUGACCAGUUCAAUGGAGAAUUGGAAGCUUCGGCCAAAAAUGUCAUUGCAGAAACCAUUCGGGGACAGGCAGGAGCUGUACUUCAGGACACAGUAAAAUCUCUCAGCCAGGCCUGGUGUGCCCAGGAUUCCAGCUUAGCUUACGAGAGAGCCUUUCUGGCAGUGUCAGUGAAGCUUCUUGAAUAUGUGGUCCGCAUGGCUCCCGAAAUGGCAAGACGGAUGGCUGUCCCCAUGACAGACAUGAUCAAUGGCAACAGUGCCAUCCGGGAGUUUGUCCAGGGCCAGGGAGGUUGGGAGAAUCUGGAGAGCUGAAGAAGAGGUGGUGCUGUUUCCUAGCCUGAACAUCGUCUCCACUCUGAUUACGUGAUUGAUUGCUGGCCAUUGAAACAGACACCCCAAUCCAAAGCUACUUUCUUUUGGACACAACUGGACUUAGCUGAAUAAUUUCUUUUCCACUGAUUGCUGAAGUGGGGAGCAGCCCUCGGGGGUCUACGGAGAUUUUGUACUUUCUGUCUUCAUGUGCAUAUGAAUGAGGUUCCAUUUAAGCAAAGACCUCCAGAUACAAAGUAAUGGCUUGUUAGGAGUGGAAUUCCAGGCAACAGAGCAGGCCUCUGCUGGACAUAUUUUGGGAAAGGGAGCACACGGUAAACUAUUCAUUCAGAUUUAGCCCUAUCCUUUGGUAAGGAUCUUGUCUACUCAUUUUGCAGUCUCAAGGACUUCAGGGAAAUUUUUGUUGGAAUCUGGUUAUUUUAAGUUGAGGAUUUUCUUUUAAAUUCCUAUCCUAAGUUUUGUGUUCAUUUCACCAAAGGAGAAUUAUUUAUGCACUUUUAGGUUGAAAGCAAAAAAAAAAAAAAAAAAAAGGCAGUUUCUUCAUCUGCCCUUCUACUAGAAAGGCCAACAAAAGAUAAAACAGAGCAUUUUUACCGCCACAGGAUGCAGGAAGUGCUGGCCCACAUCUAGGACAGUGGGGCCAUCCCAGCUUAGCUGAAGCUAGCUGCAUACCACAGUGUUUUUAAAACCAAAAAGUGGUUUACAUACCACUUGUGGACCUUAAAAAUUGCUGACUUCCAGGCCCCAUCCCUAGAGAUUCCGAGUCUGUAGGGGGAGGCUGGGGCCUAGGAUCCUACCUUUUUAACCAGUUCCACAAGGGAUUUUUAUGUCCAUAUAGAACUUGAGAACCAUCAUGUUAGAGCAGGGGCUGGCCAAAUCCCGCCUGCUGCUUUUUUUUUCGAUAGGUUUGUUGGAAUGCUACACUCACUUGUUUCCAUACUGCGCAUGGCUGUAUUAGACUGCAACAACAGAGCUGAGGAGUUACAGUAGACCCCUUAUGGCCUGUAAAAUAUAUUUGUUCUCUGGCCCUUACAGAAAAGCAUGUAGACCCCUGCUUCCAAGCUAAAUGAACAUUUCUCCUUGAAUAAUUUAAAUUCUGUUGCAAUCCUGAUCGUCUGUGCCAAACACAAUUGUAUGUAGGUUAACUUUUUUUUUUAGAAUCUAGUCUGGAGUGUUUUUUAGUUCCUGCAUAGUUCACACUCUCUCUGGGAUGUUGGCAAAUCAGAAAGCUCUGGGACGCCUGGGCGGUCAGUCAGUAGAGGGUAUGCACUUCCCUGGCCCCUACAUAAGUGGCUACAAAUGAAGCCUGUGGUAUCUACGGCAUGUGUUUCUUGGAAUAAUCCUUCAUAAUCUCAUAGAUUAGUAGGCAAUCAUCAAGUGGAGACUCUUACAAUCAUAAGCCCCAAGGCUUGGCUACUUACCUGAUUGUCAAGAAGAAAAACAUUGCUAUGUCUAUUUUUGAAGAAAGGCAUUAAUGGUUUGGUUACAGUUUGGCUCAAGUAUAACCACAUCCCCUCCCUUCAGCCAGCCAGCUAUCUGUUUCCCCUAAAUGCAUGGAAAUAAAGAUGUAGCCUGCUACUAUAUUUUGACUGUUUCAAGUUAUGCUAUUUCCUCUAUUCAUGAAUAAAUCACAAAAGGUUAGUAAUCCCAGAUGAGAUUUCAUGUUUCUCUUAAGUAGAAAUCAGCUUUUUUUUUUGCUACCAAGUUUAGACACUCGAUGUGUUCCUUUGUCCCUUACAUGACUAUAAACUCAACAUGGUAGGUUUUGUGGUAUUUUACUUCUUAGGUGAAAUCACUAUUUUCACUUUGACCAAUGCUGUUUUGUUCAUGAAAUAAAAUUGUGUCUAUGUAUUUGAAGUAAUUCUCAGUAAGUGCAAUCUCAAUCGAAUGCUAGAGAAACAGAACAGAUUGGUGGUUGCCAGGGGCAGGGGGUGGGAGGUAGGGGAAAUAGGUGAAGUUGGGCAAAGGGUAUAACCUUCCAGUUAUAAGAUGAAAAGGGUCUGGGGAUGUAAUAUACAGCAUGGGACGAUAGUUAACAACACCAUAUCAUAUAUAGAAAAGUUGCUAAAAGAGAUUUUUAAAGUUUUCCACACACACACACACACACACACACAAAACCACAGUAUGUAUUUAUAUACAUAUCUUUUAAGGUUUUAUUUUUUCUAAGUCAUCUCUACACCCAACAUGGGGCUCGAACGCACAACCCCGAGAUCAAGAGUUACAUAUUCCACUGACUAAGCCAGCCAGGCGCCCCAAAACACACUGUUUAGUUAGGCAAGGUGACAGAUGUGUUAACUAACCUUAUUGUGGUAAUCAUUACGCUGUACGCCUUAAACUUAUACAAAGCUAUACAUCUGUUAUAUCUCAGUAAGCUGAAAAAUAAAGUAAAUGAUAAAUGUCA